CGGCACAUAUAUAUAUAAGACAAGCAGAGGCAGUGGUCAACAGUCAGGAUCCUUCGUCCAGCUCACAACAUGAACGCUAAGGUCCUUCUUCUCCUGGUGGUGGUGGCCGCUGCCGCUGCCGACAAGCCCAGGCCGAGCUACAGUGUUCCCGUUCCGGACUCUGACUCCCGCUCCUACGAGGACUCGUUCGAGGUGCCGAAGUAUGAGUUCCAGUGGAGUGUGGACGACAGCGAGUCUGGCAACAACUUCGGACAAGAGGAGGCGCGUGACGACGAGCACACGCAGGGCGGCUACUAUGUGGACCUGCCCGACGGCCGCAAGCAGAACGUGAAGUACGUGGUGGACGGCGACUCCGGCUUCCUGGCGGAGGUCACCUACGAGGGCGAGGCGCGCUACUCCUCCGAGGAGUCCCGCGAGUACUCUCCCCCGAGGCCCACCUACGCGUAAGCAGCAAAUCAUCAUCUCUGAGCAAAACCUUCACCCUCGACCUUUCACCUUGACCCGCGCGGCGCCGGCGCGCAUCCCACUCGACUUGUAAUUUAUGUAUUUAUAUUAUAUUAUUUUCAUAAACAAUAAAGCAAUAUUUUCCUGA
Scylla paramamosain (green mud crab) is the source of this 592-nucleotide messenger RNA. Its product is annotated as pro-resilin-like. Gene Ontology annotation, cellular component: extracellular matrix. The coding region runs from base 70 to 447 and encodes 125 amino acids. The transcript is spliced from 3 exons. The record is from RefSeq and is a predicted model, not a curated record. NCBI's taxonomy places the organism in Eukaryota, Metazoa, Arthropoda, Malacostraca, Decapoda, Portunidae.